Molecule: messenger RNA, 951 nt
Organism: Morone saxatilis (striped sea-bass)
Lineage: Eukaryota; Metazoa; Chordata; Actinopteri; Moronidae
Gene: nop16
Product: NOP16 nucleolar protein homolog (yeast)
Exons: 5
Coding region: 56-598 (180 amino acids)
Biological process (GO): ribosomal large subunit biogenesis
Cellular component (GO): nucleolus
Source: RefSeq, a predicted model, not a curated record
ACCAACAAACCUCCGCUGUGCUGUAACGACAGGGACAAACACACACAUCACGAACAUGCCGAAAGCCAAGAAGUCGGGGAAGAGAAAGAACUUCGACUACAGCCAGGACCGGAAGAAGCUGAAGAAGAAGUUCAUGAAGAAAGACAACCCGAGGAUAGAAAACACACAGAUCCGAAAUGCUUGGGACGACAAGAAGUCCAUGACCAGAAACCUGCAGGAGAUGGGUCUGGCUUUUGAUCCGAACCGCACGCUGCCAAUAAAGAAACAAAGACUCCUUGGUGUAGCGAGAGAGGCGAGAGAGACUAAAGCUCCCGCCAACAUCGUGACCAAGCCCUACGUCAUCAACCAGCUGGAGGAGGAGGCCUAUCGUCCAGAGAAAGACUCCAAGACGUUAUCCUCCGACCUGAUCGAGUACGCUCAGUACAUGAUCCGAGAACACAAAGACAACUUCAAGGAGAUGGCCAGAGAUGAGAAGAACUAUUACCAGGACACGCCCAAACAGAUCAAGAGGAAAAUCAACGAGUACAAACGCUGCCACCCGGAGCACUAUAACGCGUUCAUCAGCUCGCUAGCUCCUCCGCAGCCAGCCGACCAGUAGAGAGGGAUCGUCAGCCCUGCUCUGGACUUUAUAUCACUCUCUGUAUCAGGAUGAGAUGGACCUCGUUUUGGAGAGACUGUCAGCAGGUCAGACAGGACAUUUCAUACUGUGUCAGAGGACAGCGGACCCAUAAUCAGAGUAACCGACAGGGAGUGGAGAUGUCCAGGAGCACUGGGGGACAAGCACUACUUCGGGGUCUUGUUAAGGACUUUUAAAGUGCUUUUGGACGUGUCACCCCUGUUAUUAUCCUCCCUGUCAACAAUAUUGUCCUGAUUCCAACUGUGUGUUCUGAACGUCAAACAUGAUUUGUAUGUAUUUUUAAUGUAUCAUUUAAACACCCUGAAGCUCGUCUA